This is a messenger RNA of Penicillium bovifimosum, 231 nucleotides long. RefSeq lists its product as uncharacterized. The transcript has a single exon. The coding region runs from base 1 to 231 and encodes 76 amino acids. Lineage: Eukaryota; Fungi; Ascomycota; Eurotiomycetes; Eurotiales; Aspergillaceae. The record is from RefSeq and is a predicted model, not a curated record.
AUGGAUGGGAAUAUGGAUGGCAAUAUGGAUGGCAAUAUGGAUGGCAAUGUGGAUGGUAAUGUGGAUGGUAAUAUGGAUGGUGAAAUGGAUGGUGAAAUGGAUGGCAGUGUGGCGGGUGGAGCGGCAACACGACAGGUGCAGCGCAGUGAAUGCGCAGUGGCGCACACAGAAAAGUGGGUCGAACGAGAGCACUGGGUGGAGGGAGCAAGAGUGCGCCCACUGCGGAGAUGA